AUGUCUGGGGGAGGAGAUGCUAAGAGGAAUAAGAGACUCGCCAUAAUUGGUGUCUCUACCUUCUUAUUAGUUGCUAUGGUUGUCGCCGUCACAGUUAACGUAGGCUUUAACAACAAAAAGGAACCUGGAGAAGAAACUUCAAAAGAGUCACACGUAUCUCAAUCGGUAAAAGCCGUCAAAACACUUUGCGCGCCAACGGAUUACAAAAAGGAAUGUGAGGACAGUCUCAUAGCACAUGCUGGCAAUAUAACUGAGCCAAAAGAACUCAUCAAGAUCGCUUUCAACAUAACCAUUGCAAAAAUCAGUGAAGGACUUAAAAAAACUCAUCUCCUUCAAGAGGCUGAAAAAGAUGAAAGAACUAAACAAGCACUUGAUACAUGUAAACAAGUCAUGCAGCUUUCCAUUGACGAAUUCCAAAGGUCACUAGAAAGGUUCAGUAACUUUGACCUUAAUAGCCUCGACAGAGUCCUCACGAGUUUGAAAGUAUGGUUAAGCGGUGCCAUCACAUACCAAGAAACAUGUUUGGAUGCUUUUGAGAAUACUACAACCGAUGCUGGUAAAAAAAUGAAAGAGGUUUUGCAAACUUCUAUGCAUAUGAGUAGCAAUGGUCUUUCCAUUAUUAACCAACUUUCCAAAACAUUCGAAGAGAUGAAACAACCUGCUGGUCGUCGUCUUUUGAAGGAAAGUCUUCCUGAGUGGGUUGAUGACCGUGCCGGUGUUAGGAAACUUCUUAAUAAAAUGACUGGAAGGAAACUUCAGGCUCAUGUUGUUGUUGCUAAGGAUGGAAGUGGAAAUUUCACCACAAUCACUGAGGCUCUUAAGCAUGUUCCCAAGAAAAACUUGAAGCCAUUUGUUAUUUACAUCAAGGAGGGUGUUUAUAAAGAGUAUGUUGAAGUUACUAAAACCAUGACUCACGUUGUUUUCAUCGGUGAUGGUGGUAGAAAGACACGCAUUACGGGCAAUAAAAACUUCAUUGAUGGAGUUGGUACCUUCAAAACCGCUAGCGUUGCUAUUACUGGAGAUUUCUUUGUUGGCAUUGGUAUUGGUUUUGAAAACUCUGCUGGACCAGAAAAGCAUCAAGCAGUUGCCUUGAGAGUCCAAUCUGACAGAUCAAUUUUUUACAAAUGCAGAAUGGAUGGUUACCAAGACACACUUUACGCUCACACCAUGCGUCAAUUCUACCGUGAUUGUAUUAUCUCAGGUACCAUUGACUUCGUCUUUGGUGAUUCCAUUGCUGUUCUCCAAAAUUGCACUUUUGUCGUCCGAAAGCCAUUGGAAAACCAACAAUGCAUUGUGACUGCACAAGGUAGGAAGGAAAAAAACCAACCAACAGGAUUAAUCAUCCAAGGAGGUUCAAUUGUGGCAGAUCCCAAAUACUAUCCAGUUAGACUCAAGAACAAAGCUUACUUGGCUCGUCCAUGGAAGGAUUUCUCAAGAACUAUCUUUUUGGAUACAUAUAUUGGUGAUAUGAUCACACCUGAAGGUUAUAUGCCAUGGCAAACACCAGCAGGUAUCACAGGAACUGACACUUGUUACUAUGGUGAGUACAAUAACCGUGGUCCUGGUUCCGAUGUUAAACAGCGUGUAAAAUGGCAAGGUGUUAAGACUAUUACUUCAGAAGGAGCAGCUAGUUUUGUGCCAAUUAGGUUCUUCCAUGGAGAUGAUUGGAUUAGGGUAACUAGAGUUCCUUAUUCUCCAGGAGCGACUAAAACUCCUCCUUCAAGACCAACUCAUUGA
This is a messenger RNA of Medicago truncatula (barrel medic), 1737 nucleotides long. RefSeq names its product probable pectinesterase/pectinesterase inhibitor 21. The coding region runs from base 1 to 1737 and encodes 578 amino acids. Gene Ontology annotation, biological process: cell wall modification. NCBI's taxonomy places the organism in Eukaryota, Viridiplantae, Streptophyta, Magnoliopsida, Fabales, Fabaceae. Gene Ontology annotation, molecular function: pectinesterase activity; enzyme inhibitor activity. The transcript is spliced from 3 exons. The record is from RefSeq and is a predicted model, not a curated record.